This is a messenger RNA of Branchiostoma floridae (Florida lancelet), 1930 nucleotides long. RefSeq names its product zinc finger protein 525-like. The record is from RefSeq and is a predicted model, not a curated record. Gene Ontology annotation, cellular component: nucleus. NCBI's taxonomy places the organism in Eukaryota, Metazoa, Chordata, Leptocardii, Amphioxiformes, Branchiostomatidae. The transcript is spliced from 2 exons. Gene Ontology annotation, biological process: regulation of transcription by RNA polymerase II. Gene Ontology annotation, molecular function: RNA polymerase II transcription regulatory region sequence-specific DNA binding; DNA-binding transcription factor activity, RNA polymerase II-specific. The coding region runs from base 59 to 1144 and encodes 361 amino acids.
UACUAUUUUGGACGUUUUUUUGUCUGUCCAGGAUCAGUUAAAGCUCAUCAGGGAAGAUAUGGCAGCAAGCGAUGGGUCUCCAACCAAAGUUUUCAAGCAAUGCAACAGUCCGGUGCUUACAGAUGUUGCCAUAGGAAAAAGUGAGAUAUCGCCUGAUGAGUCCAACCUCUCCCAAUGUAAGAUGUCAUUCAAUCAUGCAGCAAAAAAGCAAAAAACGGACUUGGACGCGCACGUGGAUAAAUACACUGAAGAAAAAUCCGACGAGUGUGGGCAGAGGACAGAUAUCAAGUCAAACAUUGAGAUACAUACAGGAGAAAAGCCAUACAAGUGUGAGCAGUGUGACUACUGCACGGCAAGCAAAGGGACCUUAAGCAUGCACAUGGCAAAACACAUUAGUGAGAAACCUUACAGGUGUGGAGAGUGUGGGUUCAGAACAGGGCACAGGUCUGCCCUAUCAAGUCAUAUGAAGAUACAUUCAGGGGAGAAAUCGUACAAAUGUGACCUGUGCGACUACUGCACGGCUCUGAAAGUACAAUUGGAAAUACACAUGGCUAAACACGCCGUUGAGAAACCCUACAUGUGUGGGGAGUGUGGGUUCAGAACAGGUGACAAGUCUGCCCUGUCAACGCACAUGAACAUACAUACAGGAGAGUUGCCGCACAAUUGUGACUUCAGCUCAGCCAGAAAAGAAGACUCAGGCAAACACUUGGCUGAACACAACAAUGACAAACCCUACAUGUGUGGCAAAUGUGGGUACAGGACAGCUUACAGUGAUGACCUAUCCAGUCAUAUGAAGACACAUACAUUGGAGAAGCCCUACAAGUGUGACCAGUGUGGCUACUGUACAGAUAAAAAAUGGAGUUUGGACAAGCACGUGGCUACACACACUGGUGAGAAACCCUACACGUGUGGGAAAUGCAGGUACAGGACAGCUUACAUGGAUGAUCUAUUCAGUCAUAUGAAGAUGCAUACAGGAGAGAAUCUGUACAAGUGUGACCAGUGUGGCUACUACACGGAUAGAAAAUGGAGUUUGGACAAGCACAUGGCUAAACACACUGGUGAGAAAACCUACAUUUGUGGAGAGUGUGGGUACAGAACAGCUCGCAGAGCUACCAUAUCAAGUCAUAUUAAGAUACAUACCUGAGAGAAACUGUACAAGUGACCAGUGCGACUACUGCACGGCUCUGAAAGAACACAUGGGUAUACACGCCGGUGAGAAACCUUACAUGUGUGAAGAGUGUGGGUACAGAACAGAUUACAGAUCUACCCUAUCAAGCCAUAUGAAGAUACAUGCCAGAGAGAAAACACACAAGUGUGACCAGUGUGACUACUACACGUAUUGGAACCCAGACUUGAUUACUCACAUGUCUAAGCACUCUGGUGAGAGACCCUACAUUUACAUGUGUGGGCAGUGUGGGUUCAGGACAGAUUAUAAGUCCACACGAAAAUACAUUCAGGAGAAAAUCCAUAUACACAAGUGUGAGCAGUGUUUGUUUUCUGUUAGCCAUCAAGGCCACCAGGACCAACAGUCCAACACAUAGCCAAGCAUGUUCCAGUUGGAGAGAAGCUGUACAUGUGUGACCACUAUGGGCUUGUGCACAGUGUUUAAAAAUGUCUGGGUACACGAUUGAUAAAAAAAACACAUUUGAGGUUUUAGGUGUAGCAUUUAGAAAUUAGAGGUUUUACUUAACUUUAAGGUGUAGUAUUAGAUUUACAUGUAUAAAGGUUAGACAUCCAGGUAAACAAGGUUUAAUGUGUAGUUGUUGUUAAGUGCCAGGGCUCGAAAUACUGGGUGCAUGUGCACCCAGGUGCACCCAAAAUUGGAGCUGUGCACCCAAUUAUUUUCUGUGGGUGCAUAGGGUGCACCCAAAUAUUUUCUUAGGUUUAUGUAUGUGAAGAUAUCAAAGUAUACUAGUAUACAUCAUAUUCU